Molecule: messenger RNA, 946 nt
Organism: Vitis vinifera (wine grape)
Lineage: Eukaryota; Viridiplantae; Streptophyta; Magnoliopsida; Vitales; Vitaceae
Product: accelerated cell death 11
Exons: 4
Coding region: 135-650 (171 amino acids)
Biological process (GO): ceramide transport; intermembrane lipid transfer
Cellular component (GO): membrane; cytosol; cytoplasm
Molecular function (GO): ceramide 1-phosphate binding; ceramide 1-phosphate transfer activity
Source: RefSeq, a predicted model, not a curated record
AGUGAUCGAAGAGCCUCUCUCUCUCUUUCCCUCUGUAUAUACAUACAAUACUGAAACUUGAUAUGACAGAGUACUGCAAUCGAAGUAAUAGUAGUGUUGGGUAAGCUCAGGAGCAGCUCUGUUAAUUGGCUUCAAUGGAGAGGAAACGGGAGAAGCUACUCACAAGGAUGACAGACUUCAUAAAAGAGGUGGCAGAUUGUGUGAAUUCUCCCAACCCAAGCGUAGAGGUCCAUCGUCUUGUUCGCUAUUGUCGCAUUGGCUCCACUUUUGUAGGGUACCUCGGCCUUCCUUUCAAGUUUGCUCAGAUGGAAUUCUUAUCCAAGGUUAAUGAUCUUGACAAGGGGGCAAGGCCCGAUGACACACUAGAAACCUUAAUUGACCGAGAAAUCCAGCAGAAUUUAGCUAAGAAGCCUUAUAGUGGCUCAAGGAGCCUGAUCAGAGUCAAGCGUUCGAUCGUGAUGCUAACCGUGAUGUUUGAGCAAAUGCUAACCAAAGGAGGGAACUCAAUUGUGGAUGCGGUUUCAAAGUCAUACGAAAAGUCCUUUGCUGCAUACCAUGGAUGGGCUACCAGAACUGCCGUCCUUGCUUCGCUUCCUGCCCUUCCUACAAGGGCCAAGCUUAUGAAGAAGUUGCACGAAAAUGGUAAUUAAUAAGUCUAUGUUUUAUGGACAUAUACAUCAACAUAUAUACAACACUAUGACAACAAUUUUCUGAUCAAAGUUGUAUGUUGUUUUCCAGAGGUGUCAAUGACUGCUAAGAUGAAAAGUUUUGUAGAUUCAUCAGCUGUAGUAGUGAACUACAUCGACAGUUUAUUUCAUUCAAGGGAAUUGGGCCAACAACUGCUUGAAUUGAUUUGAUCUUUGACUACAUGCAAUAAUUUAUCAUUGUACAAGGUUGUAGUGCUUUUUCAUGUUCCGAUUCUUUUAUUAUGAAAUAAAAAAUUAAG